CAUGCACUAGCUCAUAUGAUUAAUUUUAAAAAAAUGAGUGAAAAAAGAGUAGAAAAAAUGGAAAAUACUAUAGUAUGUGAGAGUAAGAUAAAAAAUAGUGAUGAUGAUGAAGAAAAUGAUUUGUUGCUUCCUGGUUUUCGAUUUCAUCCAACAGAUGAAGAGCUUGUAGGGUUUUAUCUUAAACGCAAAGUGGAAAAUAAAAGAAUCAAACUUGAUCUUAUCAAAGAGGUUGAUAUUUAUAAACAUGAUCCUUGGGAUCUUCCAAAAGUGAUGGGCAGAGUAGGUGAUAAUAAGGAAUGGUAUUUCUUCAGCAUGAGAGGAAGAAAGUACAAAAACAGUGUAAGACCAAAUAGAGUAACAGGAUCUGGUUUUUGGAAAGCAACAGGAAUUGAUAAGCCUGUUCAUUCACAAAGCAAUGAGCUGUGCAUUGGCCUCAAAAAAUCAUUAGUAUAUUAUAGGGGAAGUGCUGGAAAAGGUACUAAAACUGAUUGGAUGAUGCAUGAGUUUCGUCUACCGCCUAUUUGGAAGACGAAUACUUCAAAUGGACAACACCUCCCGAAUCUCAAGAACAUUGCUGCUGAAGCUGAAGUUUGGACUCUCUGCAGAAUAUUCAAAAGGAUUUCCAAUUACAAAAGAUUCACACCAGAUUGGAAGCAGCAGCAGCCAGUUGUUAAACAAAGUUUCGUUGACACAAGUUCUAAGGCAUGCAGUGUUCAAUCCGAAAUCAGUGAUGAUCAAUCCAAUAAUGUCAUCAAUUUCAAAAAGAUGGCAUUUCCACAAAAGAGCAUUAUGAAUGCAUCAUGUGGAGGAAAUUUAAACUAUCAAGUUGAUCAAAGAAACAGUUACUACAAUAAUAGCCAACUAAUUACGACCAUGCCUGAUCAAUCGCCAUUCACAUCAUCAAAUUCAAUCUUUUGGAACACACGUGCUGAAGAUCAGGAGUAUUUGUUUAGUCAUGGAAACUGGGAUGAGCUCAAAUCUGUCGUUGAUUUAGCCAUUGAUCCUCGUAGUCUCUUUGGAUUUAAAUAAGCUGGCCUGGAAGCAAAAAAGACUUGUGACUUGUCUUUAUAGGAGCACUCUUGGUAUACAUAUACGUGUUGAAUCAGUGACGAAUCCAAAAUUUAAAGUCAGCAGGUUCUGUUCUUAAUCCGUUAAUCGUAUCUGUGUUAUUCCUCCCCACACAUAUUCAUAAUCAGAGCUAGACGCGUGCAGCAGAUUCUGAAUCAGUUGUUGGGAUUGAAGUUAACACAGUGUGAUAUGCUUUCUACAUUUUUUGUUUAUUAGGACUUGCAUACAUCUUGUAAAUUACUAAUUUCCUAGAGUACUUUCUUGUACUGAAUUUCAUAGAAUACUUUUUUGUUCAGAGUACAUUACAGUAAGAGAUGGUUUUAUGAGGGAACAAAUAUUAGGUUCA
This is a messenger RNA of Solanum lycopersicum (tomato), 1414 nucleotides long. RefSeq names its product transcription factor JUNGBRUNNEN 1-like. Gene Ontology annotation, molecular function: DNA binding. Gene Ontology annotation, biological process: regulation of DNA-templated transcription. The record is from RefSeq and is a predicted model, not a curated record. NCBI's taxonomy places the organism in Eukaryota, Viridiplantae, Streptophyta, Magnoliopsida, Solanales, Solanaceae.